Molecule: messenger RNA, 1216 nt
Organism: Styela clava
Lineage: Eukaryota; Metazoa; Chordata; Ascidiacea; Stolidobranchia; Styelidae
Source: RefSeq, a predicted model, not a curated record
UGUUUGCUGUCCAAGAUCUCACAGGUUAUAGUUAAAUAUAGUAUACUGUAUAUGACUCUAAACUCAAUAUGAAUCCACCAACACCACCACCCAGAGAAAAAACACCUUGCAAGACCAAAAAGGUAAUAACAACAAAAUGUAACAAAAAAGAAGAACAGCAACAAUCCGGGAUAGCAGGAGCUCCGCUCAACGUGUCAACAACAUCUGACAUAUCUCAACAUAGCGAGAUAGUGAGUGGAAUCCUUCCUCUAAUAACAAGGAAUAUAAUACAAGGCAUCACCUUGCAACUUCCUGCCAUGGUAGGCCAGUGCCUCCAGGAAAACUAUGACUUAUCAGAUAACUCUGAUAUACUAACCCCUAUAACACCAAAUAUCCAAGAAGUACUCAGUGAUUUGAGCCAGUCCAUGCGAGAAAUAAGAUCAGAAUUAGCUGAAAUAAAAGAAAGCCAAUCAUUUCAUACCAAGAUGUAUGAUGACCUCGCAAAUAAGAACAAAAUCUUGGGAAAACAAGUAUCCGAUAACAAAAGAACUAUCGAUAAUCUUCUUGAGCGAAUAUAUGAUCUGGAAGACGAUCUAUACUAUGUCUCGGAGAAGCUUGAAGAUCAAGAAAGACGCGGGCGUCUAGAGAAUCUCGAGUUUCAUGGAGUCCCCAUCACUGAAAAUGAGAAUACGGAUGAAAUAGUCUGUAACAUAGCUAAGAUGAUUGGCGUUAACAUCCAUGCCACCGAUAUCUCUGUUUCACACAGAAUGCCAACAGGAGCCCAACAUACUAGAACUCCUGCCAUAAUUGCAAAAUUCGUCCACCGCAAAAACAAAAUGAAGAUCUUUGAAAAAAGAAAGUCCCUGCGAUCAAUAAAAUCAAGCGCAGUGUUUAAACAUCCUUCAAAAAUAUUUAUUGCAGAAAAUCUAACGGCUCUGAAUAAAGAUCUGUACUUCAGAGCUAGAGCUGCAAAAAAUAACUGCGGAUACAAAUUUAUAUGGACCUCAAAUGGAAAGGUAUUCGUGAAAAAGAACAGCGAUGUCAAAAACUCACUAAAUAUUAGAUGUGAUGAAGAUCUGUCAAAAAUCAAAUAACUGUUAUAUAUUUAAAUCAACCAUUGAUGCCAAUGCACCAAUGAAACCACUGAGUCGGCGAGAGAAUAGACUUCUAGCUAAACCUUGGUUGACUAAAGGCAUCCGCGUAUCAAUUAAGACGAAACAGAAAAUGCAUAAAAAAU